AUGGCCUCCGAGGAUCUUACUCCGAUUCUAUUCUACACCGAUAGCGCCCAAUUUGGCGAAUUCUCCAACUACUACAAGCCAGCCUCACCUAUUACUUGGGAAGGUGCAAAGUACCCGACAUCGGAGCACGCAUUCCAAGCCGCGAAAUUCAAAUACCCCGGAGCAGAUAAACAUUCACUCGCAUAUGCGGAAGAGAUUCGAAAAGCGUCAACUCCCAACAAGGCCCGAUAUCUCGACAAGGGCGUGCGUUUCCGGCCGUCGUGGGAGACGGUACGAGAUGAUGUGAUGCGAGAUAUUUUGGGUUGCAAGUUUACUCAGGAUGCGCAUUGUCGUGCGCUGCUGGUCGGUACCGGCCAGCGUCCCAUCGUUGAACACACCAAACGAGAUAGCUACUGGGGAGAUGGUGGGGAUGGGACCGGCCAGAACAAAUUGGGAAAGAUGUUGAUGGAGGUUCGGGACGCUUUGAAGUCAUGA
Molecule: messenger RNA, 474 nt
Organism: Fimicolochytrium jonesii
Lineage: Eukaryota; Fungi; Chytridiomycota; Chytridiomycetes; Spizellomycetales; Powellomycetaceae
Exons: 2
Coding region: 1-474 (157 amino acids)
Source: RefSeq, a predicted model, not a curated record